This is a messenger RNA of Nerophis lumbriciformis (worm pipefish), 6515 nucleotides long. It is a transcript of the gene rnf43, whose product is annotated as ring finger protein 43. The record is from RefSeq and is a predicted model, not a curated record. Lineage: Eukaryota; Metazoa; Chordata; Actinopteri; Syngnathiformes; Syngnathidae.
GCGAGUUGUUAUUAUAGUAGCAUUAUUAGCUGGACACACGGGAGCUGCCCAUGCGCGUGAGGGACACGUGGAUCAUAUUUUGGUGACUUUUUUUGUUUUUGUUUUUUUUUUAAAUUCCUUUUGAGUGAAUGUGUUUGCAUUGGGAAUACUUGGUUGGAUCACCCAUUGGAGAUAUCGAACUUCGAAUGGAAAGGUCACGCGUAAAAGUUUGGAUUGUUACGCUGUAGGAGACGACAACAAGUGGGCAACAUUUUAAAACAUUUCUACAAGUGUUUUUUUUUCUUCUCCCCCGCACCCUCCUAACCUUCUGCGGUGCUAUUGCCUGCCUUUGAAGUCCACCAUGUGCGGCCGGGCUCCGCCGCUUCAGCCGAAGCCAUGACCGUCCCCCUAUGGCGCCUGGCCGGCUUCUGGCCGCUGCUGCUGUUGGCGGCCCUGCAGGUGGUGCUGGGCCAGCCAGGCCUGGAGCCCGAGCGGCCGGGGCACCGAGCGCUCAUCAAGGUGACACUGCUGAAGCACGACCCGACGGGAAGUCCCAUCACUCUGGAAGGGGUGUUUGUGGGGGGGAGCGCCGGUUACGCGGAGGGAAAACUAAUGCAGUAUCACCCUCUGUCUCUGUGCAACACAAGUGAAGAUGAGCGACCAGAUAGUGAAUUCAUCACCAUUGUCAAACUGGAGCAAAGAGGACCGCGCUGUCUACCACUGCUGGAUAAGGCUCACAUGGCACUGGACAAGGGCGCUCAGGCUGUCAUUUUCGAUGUCAGCGAUGAUGCAAAUGCAGCUGCUGAGCUGAGAGAAGCGGACUCCCUUCCACGCCCAGUCGUGCUGGUGGACGCUGACGAUGCCGAGGAGUUGAUGGGUCUGGUCAACAAGAACGAGGAAGCUCAAGUCUGUAUUGAGAUCUUGGUGGAGCAGCCCAAAUGGCCACAUUAUGACGUGGGCAUCCUCCUUACCGUUGUCUUGGCUGUUUUGACCAUCGUCCUCAUCUUUGCUUUUCGCUACAAGUGCAAAUCUAACAGAACCUGGGACACGGCCCAUCAGCAAACCGUCAAUGCUAUUAGUCGUUUGGAAACCAAAACCUACAUCUCCCAGGGCUGCUCGGGCACACAUCGCUCCCAUGGCAGCAGUUCCAACUCCAGCCCAGUCUGUGCUAUCUGCCUGGAGGAAUUCCAGGACGGCCAACAUUUGAGGAUCAUCUCCUGCGCUCAUGAGUUUCACAAAGACUGUGUUGAUCCUUGGCUGCUGGAGCGCCGCACCUGUCCUUUGUGCAUGCACAACAUCUUGGGGACAGAGAGGCAGCCACACAGGAACAGACUUCUGUCCAGUCCAGAACGAAGUUUCCUUCACCCGCAGCCUUACAGCAGCCCACGAAACCACCCCUUCCCCCAGCAUGCCAUCCCGUUCUCUAUGAGACCCAACUAUCCUCGUGGACCUUCGGGGUCCUAUCCCCCUGUCGGUUACUACAAUGCUUCUUCUCCCAUGGACAGCCGAACGCUACGUUUGCUCACCAGCAGGCCUCUGGGCGCCCCUUGUGAGUACCACCUUCCCGCAGAGGGUCCCAGGAGGCCCCAGAGGACUGGCGGAAACUGCAGGACUUCAACCCACCACUAUACCCCCCGCCGGUCCUGUCCAAACUAUCGCUCAUCCUGCCCAGCUCAGCGUAGCACACCCAGCUCCAGAAUGCACCACAGCGCCUCAGCCAGAGUGGCCGCUCCAGGCCGGCUAGACGAGGGCAGCUGCUCCGGCGGCAGCUACCACACGGACCGCAGCGGAUAUUUGGCAGACGGGCCGGCGAGCGACUCCAGCUCGGGGCCGUGCCACGGCUCCUCCAGCGACUCGGUUCUCAAUUGCACCGAUGUGUCCAUGCAGGGAGUUUACGGCAGCUGGUCCACUUUCCGGAGCUCGUUGAGCAGUGACUACGAUCCGUUUGUGUAUCAUGGGCCGGGGUCAGGGCGAGCCCCGCGGAGGAACAGUCUGGAGAUGGAGGCCCAGGCCAGGCCCAGGUCUGUGGAUUUGGUGGUGAAUAAAGUGGGCUCCCCCGAGGAACAGCCACAGACUGUGUUCAGCCACAUCCACUACCACCGCCAUAGACACCACCACUAUGAGGAAGGGGAGGGCAGCCAGGGCUCAGAUGAGGAGCCGGGUGGCACAGCAGCAACAUCUGCACCUUCUUCACUCCCCUUGGACAAAGAUCCAUCUGUUUGCCCUCCUCAGCUUAGUCACUGCCAGUGCACAAAACCAGACUGUACUAAGGUGUGUGGGACAGAAAAUCAGGAUCAGGACCCGAGCAGCUCUUCAGGGCCCUCGGUCCUGAUGUCUCCUGUCCCUAUGAAGCUACAGACCCACUGCUAUCACCAAGGACACAGUACCACAGCUCUGGGGCGAGGCUGUAUGCGAGACUCCCUCUCCGCUCGCUUUCACCAGAGCUUGGACCUUCAGGAAGAUCGGAGCAGCCGCGUCCACUACGGCCAAAGUUCAGGAUUCUGCCGCUCUCCCCCUGAACCGCACCCAGCCCCCUUUCCCGUACCUCUUAUUUUGGACUCGGGUGGUAUCGACGACUGGCCUUGCUGUGCCGAGUCCUACGUUGUGUGGCAAAAACGAGUCCAAGAGGUCCACCCUGAGCCUCAGAUUCUGGGCACCAGGACCUCCAUUGAGUGGGCCCCUUGCAGGUUUCACCAUGAACUCGCUGCAGAUCGCAACACAGACAUUUGUUUAUGUUGUCAAAAAAUAUACCAACAUCAGGGAUCUGAGGAGGAAUCUGGAGUGUGACAACUUGUUUCCACAAUACAGUAGAACCCGUUUAAGUCCACCCCGUUUAUGUCGGAAACCCGUCUUAUGUCGACCAACUCAUCAAGUCUUCAUCCGCCGUGUUUGUUUCAUCACUAAAAAGUGCUCUCUUAAGCCGACAUCGACAUACAUGGUCCAUCGCUUUUUUUCAACUUUACUAUUUGAUAAAAAGUCACUCCUUUUAUGUCUAUCUGUUGUAGUAUUAUUCACUUCUUUGUUACCGCUCAAUAGCAUGAAACCAGUUACACAGCCUUAAGAAGAAUAGACAGUGACUUCCUGUUCAGUGCAAAGCAAGCGUCAAAAUAAAAGCAUGACAGUAUUAGUUACCUGGAUUCGACCACAGCAACUAACAAAAGUCACCCGAUUCAAAUUUAUUUAGGAAUUUUAGCCACCGGGAAAAAAAGAUUUGCGCAUGCUGUAUCGUCAUGUUAGUCAAGAUAUAAAACAAAAUUAGUGCUGUUAGAUUAUUUUUUUCAUCACACUUUUGAAUUUGGUUUAAACAUGAUUAAACAUAGGUUAUUACCCAUAUGCAUAAUUUAAAUGAACUUAAAGGGGAACAUUAUCACCAGACCUAUGUAAGCUUCAAUAUAUACCUUGAUGUUGCAGAAAAAAGACCGUAUAUUUUUUUAACCGAUUUCCGAACUCUAAAUGGGUGAAUUUUGGCGAAUUAAACGCCUUUCUAUUAUUCGCUCUCGGAGCGAUGACGUCACGUUGUGACGUCACAUCGGGAAGCAAUCCGCCAUUUUCUCACUUUCGUCGGUGUGUUGUCGGAGGGUGUAACAACACGAACAGGGACGGAUUCAAGUUGCACCAGUGGCCCAAAGAUGCGAAAGUGGCAAGAAAUUGGACGAAAUUUGUUCAAAAUACGAGGCUGUGGGGAAAGCCGACGAAAUGGUCAGUCGUUUGUUCCGCACACUUUACCAACGAAAGCUAUGCUACGACAGAGAUGGCAAGAAUGUGUGGAUAUCCUGCGACACUUAAAGCAGAUGCUGACAUCAACUCCAAAACUGGACAGAUCAGCUUUCAGGAAAAGAGAGCGGAUGAGGGUAUGUCUACAGAAUAUAUUAAUUGAUGAAAACUUUAUUCAUUACUCGCGAUUUUACGUAAAUUAUUAUACAUAAACUGUGUUUACCAAUAAUUUAGCUUAAAAACAUUUAAAUGCAGACAGCCCUGAAAGGGGUUUUCUGCACUCUCAAAGUGCAUGUUGUUGCCAAAUAAAUUUCAUAUGCUGUAAACCUAGUUCAUAGUUGUUAGUUUCCUUUAAUGCCAAACAAACACAUACCAAUCGUUGGUUAGAAGGCGAUCGCCGAAUUCGUCCUCGCUUUCUCCCGUGUCGCUGGCUGUCGUGUCGUUUUCGUCGGUUUCGCUUGCAUACGGUUCAAACCGAUAUGGCUCAAUAGCUUCAGUUUCUUCUUCAAUUUCGUUUUCGACACCUGCCUCCACACUACAACCAUCCGUUUCAAUACAUACGUAAUCUGUUGAAUCGCUUAAGCCGCUGAAAUCCGAGUCUGAAUCCGAGCUAAUGUCGCUAUAAUUUGCUGUUCUAUCCGCCAUGUUUGUUUGUAUUGCCAUCACUGUGUGACGUCACAGGAAAAUGGACGGGUGUAUAUAACGAUGGUUAAAAUCAGGCACUUUGAAGCUUUUUUUACGGAUAUUGCGUGAUGGGUAAAAUUUUGAAAAAAACUUCGAAAAAUAAAAUAAGCCACUGGGAACUGUUUUUUAAUGGUUUUAACCCUUCUGAAAUUGUGAUAAUGUUCCCCUUUAAAACAAAGCCCAAUAUUUGGACACAAUUUUACUGUCAGAAUGUCAUCCAGGAACUUUUUUUAAAUGUUUUUGAAAUGCACAGCAUUCAUUUGAUGUGCAUUUCAAAUAUGUGAUUAAUCAGCAUAUACACAUUAUUAAUGCAAUAUUUGUUUUUUCAUUUAUUACACGAUUUACCUUAUUAUUUUCGACAGCCAUAAUACAAAUGUAGAAUACAUGAAAACUGAAGAAUCAAGUGGAAAUGGAGGAAAAAUAUUUAAUGUCACAUUGUCCUUUUGUGACAAGUUAUUAAGGAGUGCUUAGUUUUGACUUUGGUUUGUCGACAUAAGCGGUUGUAAAUCAAGCAAAUCCGAGGGGCGUCAACAUAAACGGGUUCCACUGUAUCACGCUGCUGCUACUCAGGAGCCAGAAUGGACAGUCGAACGUUGUGGUCGUGCUCUCUUCUCUGCUGCCACAACAAGACGAUUCUUUAUCUCAGCUCCUGCCUCCGCUUUGUCAACAUUAUUCAUAACAAAAAGUGUCAAUCUUUUCCCAAGGUUCUGUGUUUUGGAUGAUCAGGAGGACAACACUCACAGAAGGAAAGUGAAAGUGUGCCCAUUUUUUAGGACACAGGGUUUGGUUUUUGGUGUGCCUCCUCUCUUUUUACGACUAACUUGAUCGCUCAAUUUGGUACUUUGUUCACUUGCUCAAUCUUCAUUUUUGCUGAGGCGAGCCUCAGUGGAAAAGUCGUCACUAUCCUACCUCAGCUCACAUUUGUCUUGGCUCACAGGGUCUUUAAAAGGUACUGCUGUAGUUGUUUGACGCCACACCAACAACCUUGUCAGGUCGGUUGAUUCUCUGAAUGUUCUCUGAAUUGGCAGAGCCUUGCAUUGGCCUUGUUUUCAAAACUUCAAUCAUGGCAGCUGUUUUUAUCAUGAGUUUUGUUUGUGGUUUGUCUCUUUUUUUUUAAGUUUUCAAAAUGACUGAAUUAUUACAUCUUAAUAGCAUUUUUUUUUUUUUUUUUUUUUACUUUAGCGGGAUGAUGAUGCUUGUUGUUUUUCGUGCUUUUUUCUUACUGACAAUUCUGCAUUCUAGCUGUAGACACACCCCCAGUGCCUUUUUUUAAUAACAUCCAGAGAAGUGGAUUAAAGCCACAUCUUGUCCGCCUGACAAACAUCACAGAAAAUGUUCAAACACUAAAAACCAAUUCAAUUAUAAGAAGUUCAUUAUUUUUCAUAAUAAAGUCAAAAUAUCAUGCAAAUAAAGUCAGAACAUUAGCUGUAUUUCUACAAGGAAAAUGUCUUAAAUUGUAUUCAUAUUGUUAUAGGAGAAAGUUGUAGUUUCACAGGAAAAGAGUAAUGAUUUGACAAAAUUAGUGGUGGAGUGUUACAUAAUCAAAAUCAAAUUAUAAUGAGGAUAGAGUUGUAAUGUUUUUAAGGGAAAAGUUGCAGAGCACUUUAUUGUGUAAAUGUCAGGAAAUGUAAAUGUCCAAAUGUACUGUAUAUAAUUAUGUUGUUGAAUUAAGCGCGUUCUAGACAACUGAACAUACUUUUAGUACGCUGAAGGUGCAUCUUAAAUGAUCCAGAUGCAAGAAAAUGCAUAUUACAAUUUUAUUUUUAUUUUUUUAUUAGGGCUGUCAAAAAUAACAAGUUAAUGCAGGUAAUUAAUCACAAAAAAUGAUGGCACUAAACAUGUAUUAACACAGGUUAAUCACCCAAUUUAUUUUCUUCAUAUUCCAUAUAUAUUUAUUCAAAACACACCCCAAAGUGACUUUUAAGUAAUACUGUUACCAAGAUUUGAGCAAAUAAAUUGUGUUUUUAGUGAAACUUUUUUUUUUUAAAGUUUGUAUAUGCUAUUCUGACAAUUUGUGUGAAAAUGUUGAGGUGUUUCUUUUAGUUAAUUUAAAUUAUGCCAGCAAGUAAUUUACUGUGAUUCAUCAUCAUUAAUCACAAUUUAAAAGUGUGAUUAAUUUUAUUUAAAAAAUGCAUCAU